GGGCAAGGAGGCGGGGCCGCGCAGGCGCCGUGAGGGGCGGUAGCGGCGGCGGCGGCGGCGGUAGCGGCAGCAGCGGCGGCAGCUGUGAGGGGGUUCCGGGAAGAUGGUGCUGAUCAAGGAAUUCCGUGUGGUUUUGCCAUGUUCUGUUCAGGAGUAUCAGGUUGGACAGCUUUACUCUGUUGCCGAAGCUAGUAAGAAUGAAACUGGCGGUGGAGAAGGAAUCGAAGUCUUAAAAAAUGAACCUUACGAGAAAGAUGGAGAAAAGGGACAGUAUACACACAAAAUCUAUCACCUAAAAAGCAAAGUUCCUGCAUUCGUGAGGAUGAUUGCUCCAGAGGGCUCCUUGGUAUUUCACGAGAAAGCCUGGAACGCAUACCCCUACUGUAGAACAAUUGUAACGAAUGAAUAUAUGAAAGAUGAUUUCUUCAUUAAAAUUGAAACAUGGCACAAACCAGACUUGGGAACAUUAGAAAAUGUACACGGUUUAGAUCCGAACACGUGGAAAACUGUUGAAAUUGUCCACAUAGAUAUUGCAGAUCGAAGUCAAGUUGAACCAGCAGACUACAAAGCUGAUGAAGACCCAGCGUUAUUCCAGUCAGUCAAGACCAAGAGAGGCCCUUUGGGACCCAACUGGAAGAAGGAGCUGGCAAACAACUCUGACUGCCCUCAGAUGUGUGCCUAUAAGCUGGUGACCAUCAAAUUCAAGUGGUGGGGACUGCAAAGCAAAGUAGAAAACUUCAUUCAGAAGCAAGAAAAAAGGAUAUUUACGAACUUUCAUCGCCAACUUUUUUGUUGGAUUGACAAGUGGAUUGAUCUGACAAUGGAAGACAUUAGGAGAAUGGAGGAUGAAACUCAGAAAGAACUAGAAACAAUGCGUAAGAAGGGUACCGUCCGAGGCACGUCGGCUGCUGAUGUCUAGAUGAGUCCCCUGUAGGGUCAGAGACAAUAUCAAACUGUUUACGUAAUCAAGGUCAAGUGAGGGGAACAAGUGCAGCCAGUGAUGAGUGAAGAAGAAUCUGACCAGUAUCUUGCAGUGUUGACGUUUCCCAGACGUGUGCUUGUGAUUAUGUACUCACGUGCACAGAUUCCCAACCACGUGUGUAUAUAUGUUUGUGUGUGUGUGUCUGUAGCUGUAUAUAAGACGCAUGUAGAGCUACAGAUCAAAACACACACACGUGUAUAUAUGUACAUACAAACAUACUGAAGGGAUUAGUACAAUUUCUCCAAAGUACUGUACCUAUCUUCAGCAAGAAUGCAAAAGAAAAUAUUUUCAAUAUAUAUACCUGGAACAGAUUUUAAUAAUUAUCAGAGUAAUGCCAUUAAUGGACAAAUUGACUGCAAUGUAAUACUAGCUGGUAUGUUUCAUAAAUGUCGAAUUGUGGACCAAUAUAUGUGUGUGUGUGUGUGUGUGUGUGUGUGUGUGUGUGUAUACACACACACAACAUAGCCUUUUAUUACUUUUCUGUUCUUUUAAAUCCGUCUCUUAUAAAAUUUUAUUUUAGUCUCAUAAGCAACAGACUCCCACAGAAAAAUUUAUUCAACAUCUUUUGGUAUUCCAAUGAAUCUGGAAUGUAAACUCUGAAUGUAUUUAUACCGAUUUAUUUCUGGAUGGUUAUUAUCUUAAAUUCAAAUUGGACAAUGUCUAUUAGUAAGGAGUGUAGUUACCUGCCAAUUUUUAACUUGUUUGCCCUGAGGGAAAAAUCGUUUUAAAAAAACAAAGUUCCGGUUUUUAUUGGAUUUUUGUAUUUUAAAUUUCAAGUAUUUUUCUACAUCAAACCUAGCAAAAAUGGAGAUGACGGCUUGUGAUUUAUAAUAAACACUAUACAAUUUUCAGGCUCCUGUUAGGCAAGCAAAGAAAUUGAUGAAGAAAUUAAUAGCAUUGUAGGCUGCAGGAAAACUUGGAAGUAGAGCAUUUCUGCAGAGUCUUGUUUCUGGAAUGACUGUUUUCUGAAAUUAGAGCUUGGAAACUAUGCAAAUGAUCUCGAUUCCUCACAGCUUACGAGGUAGAACACAGAUAGUGAUGACGGUUUGCUCUUUUCAUAUUGAAAUACACCCUAAGAGAGAAGGUGCCUUUGAGACAGCAGGGAGGGAGGGAGGAAUUGGGGGGGCAGCACUGGCCUGUCCGCACACCUUCCUAGGCCGAGGCCCUGCAGAGGGCCUAGCCCUCACUAGAGGUGCUGUCUAGUAGGGCGCCACUGGAACCCGUCACUAGUAAGCGUCACGAACAUGCUGGUUAGCAGCCUCGGCCACCUUGUCUUCUUCCUUCUUCCUUCUUUAAAAAAGGAAACGAAGCUAGGUAAGAUUUUUAUCAGCUUUCUCUGUCCAAACCUGUUUUCUCCUGUCAGUCCUGGAAGCUUGACUAGAAUGAUAUUGUUGAAGCCUUCCGGUCACAAACCGUCUUCUUUAACCUCUCGUCCCUCCUACAGCACACCGGCCCCUGUGGUCAUAUCAGUUUGUAAUCUGAUUUGCUGACAGUCCUGCCCGCUCCGCUUCUCAUUUGCCCACAAGGCCUGUGUCCCCACCGAGGCGGUGGCAGUGACUCGGACCGGGGUGUUUAGGAUCACUGCCGCACCCACGAUGCCCUGUUAGCCUUGGCUACGGACCCCACGUUGCAUAUGUCCUCCGUGUACUCAGGAUCAAGACUGAUGUUUACUCUCUGGGCACUGUUGUAAGAUAGGUGUUGUCAAAGCAUAAUCAUUUUUGUCUGCAAAGUGUUUGGUGCAAGGAAGAUUAUUGCUAAUUUUGUGAAAUAAAGAGUCUCGCCCUCUCCUUUUAACGGACUUAACUCUCUGUAGCAUCACCGGGAGCUGGGGCGCACAUGGAAAUGAGAGCCCAGCGCAUGGAUUCUAAUGUUUUUCUAACAACUGUGGAGAUUUGAGGGAAUGCGUGGUGAAUGUAAAAUAUCUAGUUUACUUGGCAGUCUCUUGUGUAAAUUACAGUAAAACAAAGUAAAUGAAAUUUAAACAAAAAAUAAAUUUGAUCACAAAAUGCCA
Prionailurus viverrinus (fishing cat) is the source of this 2993-nucleotide messenger RNA. RefSeq names its product phosphatidylinositol transfer protein beta (gene PITPNB). Gene Ontology annotation, biological process: phospholipid transport. The transcript has 12 exons. Lineage: Eukaryota; Metazoa; Chordata; Mammalia; Carnivora; Felidae. Gene Ontology annotation, cellular component: cytoplasm. Gene Ontology annotation, molecular function: phosphatidylinositol binding; phosphatidylinositol transfer activity; phosphatidylcholine intramembrane carrier activity. The record is from RefSeq and is a predicted model, not a curated record. Bases 104 to 919 code for a protein of 271 amino acids.